Molecule: messenger RNA, 615 nt
Organism: Scheffersomyces amazonensis
Lineage: Eukaryota; Fungi; Ascomycota; Pichiomycetes; Serinales; Debaryomycetaceae
Gene: IMP1
Product: endopeptidase catalytic subunit
Exons: 1
Coding region: 37-585 (182 amino acids)
Cellular component (GO): membrane; mitochondrial inner membrane peptidase complex
Molecular function (GO): serine-type endopeptidase activity
Source: RefSeq, a predicted model, not a curated record
GUUUUAAUCCUUACCGUAAUCAACCAUAUUGAAUUUAUGCCAGUACCAGAAUCAUUGAAGUUUAUAGCAUCGACAUUAUCAUGGACAUUACGAGCAGGAUGUGUUGCUCAUUUAAUUCAUGAAUUUGUCUAUGAAUUUACAGAAACCAGAGGUGAAUCAAUGUUACCUACAUUACAAAGAAAUCAUGAUUAUGUUCAUGCUCUUAAGACUCAUAGAUUAGGUAGAGGAUUAGAAAUGGGUGAUUGCAUUGUUGCAGUUAAACCUAGUGAUCCUGAACAUAGAGUAUGUAAACGAAUAACUGGUAUGCCUGGUGAUAUUAUAUUAAUUGAUCCUUCAUCAUCAUCAGAAUUAACUAAUACACCUAAUGAAAUAAUACAACAUGAUGGAUUUAAUAAAUAUAUAACAGUACCUGAAGGUCAUGUAUGGUGUACAGGAGAUAAUUUAUGUCAUUCACUUGAUUCAAGAUCUUAUUCAGUAUUACCAAUGGGUCUUAUAACAGGUAAAAUUGUGGCAGCUAAUUCAAUGGAUAAAGGGUUUUUCACUAAUUUUUGGGGUUUUAGGUGGAUAACUAAUUCAUUUAAUUAAAUGAUUCUAGUUAUGUCUUGUUCUAUAUGU